CGGUAACAACCGGAAGCGCAACAGAAUGCUCUGAACAAGACGACUGUGGCAACAAGUUAAUCACGCUCUCCUGUGAUUUUUUUGUCCAUCUCUGGGAAAUACUAAAUCAAAAGAAGAAAACCCUUUUGACUUAGUCAAGUAUACACGUGUGUCCUUCAAUCACCUUGCUCGGGUGAAAGCAACAUCAAGGCGCGCCUAGCGAUUAUUGUCGGAUGCUUUACCUGCCUUGGAUGAAAAACGAAUGUCCUUUCUAAUGAAGAAGGCUAGCCGUUCACUCUGAAGGUGCAGGAUGAAAAGAUGGCACAGCUGCUUGUACCGCCAGGACCAGAGAGUUUCCGCCUGUUUUGUCGUGAGUCCCUUGAUGCCAUCGAGAGGCGGAUCGCUGAGGAGAACGCCAAGAAACCCAAGGGGAAGCCCAACGACGAUGACGACAACAGGCCCAAGCCCAGCAGUGACCUGGAGGCAGGAAAAUCACUGCCACUCAUAUAUGGGGACAUUCCCAAAGGAUUGGUGUCCACACCACUGGAGGACCUGGACACCUUCUACAGCAACCAGAAAACCUUUAUAGUAUUGAACCGAGGGAAGGCCAUCUUCCGCUUCAACGCCACUCCUGCCUUGUAUGUCUUAAGCCCUUUCAACCCUCUUAGAAGAAUAUCAAUGAAGGUUUUGGUUCACUCAUUGUUCAGCAUGGUAAUCAUGUUCACUAUCCUUACCAACUGUGCGUUUAUGACCCUGAGUCAGCCUCCAGACUGGGCAAAGAAUGUAGAGUACACAUUCACUGGAAUUUAUACAUUUGAAUCUCUUAUAAAAAUUUUGGCAAGGGGCUUCUGUGUAGGGAAGUUCACCUUUCUACGAGAUCCAUGGAACUGGUUGGAUUUCUGUGUUAUUGUCAUGGCAUAUAUCACAUCGUUUGUGGACCUGGGCAAUGUGUCAGCACUGAGAACGUUCAGGGUUCUCCGAGCACUGAAAACUAUAUCGGUCAUCCCAGGCCUGAAGACCAUUGUGAGAGCGCUGAUCCAAUCAGUGAAGAAACUGUCAGAUGUGAUGAUCCUCACUGUAUUCUGCCUAAGUGUCUUUGCCCUAAUAGGGCUGCAGCUGUUUAUGGGCGAUUUAAGAAACAAAUGUUUAAGGAUCCGUCCUAACUCAACCAACUACUUUAAUGAAACAUUGGACUUUAAUGGGACGGAAUAUAAUGAUGCUGACUUUAACGAGACCAGCCCGUUCAACUGGACCAAUUACACAAAUAAUCCCGAUAAUUAUUACUACCUCCCAGGUAAAAGGGAUGCUUUGCUUUGUGGAAAUGGCAGUGGUGCUGGGCUGUGCCCAGAGGGAUUCUUGUGCAUCAAAGCGGGCCGGAACCCAGACUACGGCUACACCAGCUUUGACACGUUCAGCUGGGCCUUCUUGUCUCUGUUCAGACUGAUGACUCAGGACUACUGGGAGAACCUCUACCAGCAGACCCUGAGGGCUGCUGGGAAGCCGUAUAUGAUCUUCUUUGUGCUGGUCAUCUUCCUGGGCUCCUUCUACCUGAUCAACCUGAUCCUGGCUGUGGUUGCUAUGGCGUACGACGAGCAGAACCAGGCCACCAUCGAGGAGGCUCAGCAGAAGGAGGAGGAGUUCAAGGCCAUGCUGGAGCAGCUGAGGAGACAGCAGGAGGAUGCACAGGCGGCGGCAACAGUGAUGGUGGCUGAGAGUGGGGAGUUCAGUGAGAGAGGAGGGCUCACUGAGACCUCCUCAGAGGCCUCCAAACUCAGCUCCAAGAGCGCCAAAGAGAGGCGCAACAGGCGCAAGAAGAGGAAGCAGAGAGAGGAGGAGGAGAGAGAGGAUAAUGACAAGUAUCACAGGUCUGAGUCCGACAGCAGUAUGAAAAAGAGUCACUUCCGCUUCUCCAUGGAUGCCUCUAACCUGCACAAUUACGACAUCAGAUGUUCAACACCAUACCAGUCCUUCCUAAGUAUCCGCGGACCCUUGUUCUCGUCCAGACGGAACAGCCGGGCUAGCCUCUACAGCUUCCGGGACCGUGCGCGGGACAUAGGCUCGGAGAACGACUUUGCCGACGACGAGAACAGCACUUUCGAGGACAACGACAGUCGCCGGGGCUCUCUGUUUGUCCCUCGGCGGAGCGACCGGCGCUCCAGCAACGUGAGCCAGAACAGCAUGCCAUCACACGUCCUGCUGCCAGCAAAUGGGAAGAUGCACAGCUCCGUCGACUGCAAGGGGGUGGUGUCCCUAGUGGGCGGGGCUUCACUCCCCACGUCACCUGAGGGACUCCUUCUGCCAGAGGAAAAUACUACGGAGACAGAGUACAGAAAAGCCCGAUGUGGAUCGUACCAGGCCUCUAUGGACUUCCUGGAGGACCCAGUGGCCAGGCAGAGGGCCUUCAGUGUAGCUAGUGUUAUAACCAACACUAUGGAAGAACUUGAAGAAUCGAGACAGAAGUGCCCUCCUUGCUGGUACAAGUUUGCCAACACCUUCCUCAUCUGGGACUGUUGUCCGAAGUGGCUGAGGAUGAAGAAGAUAGUCAAGAUGAUCGUGAUGGACCCGUUUGUAGACCUAGCUAUCACCAUAUGUAUUGUUAUGAACACUGUGUUCAUGGCUAUGGAGCAUUACCCAAUGUCUAGGGCAUUCAACACCAUGCUUUAUGUGGGAAACCUGGUGUUCACAGGUAUCUUCACAGCUGAGAUGUGUUUCAAGAUUAUUGCUUUGGAUCCAUACAUUUAUUUUCAGGAAGGCUGGAAUAUAUUUGAUGGUAUCAUUGUCAGUUUGAGCUUGAUGGAGCUUUGCUUGGCCAACGUGUCUGGAAUGUCUGUCCUCAGAUCAUUCCGAUUGCUGAGAGUAUUCAAACUGGCCAAGUCUUGGCCCACAUUGAACAUGCUGAUCAAGAUCAUUGGUAACUCAGUGGGGGCCUUGGGUAAUCUCACCCUGGUACUGGGCAUAAUCGUCUUCAUCUUCGCCGUGGUGGGCAUGCAGCUCUUUGGCAAGAGCUACAGAGACUGUGUGUGUAAGAUCUCUAAAGACUGCAUACUGCCCCGGUGGCACAUGCAUGACUUCUUCCACUCUUUCCUGAUUGUGUUCCGGGUGCUGUGCGGGGAGUGGAUUGAGACCAUGUGGGACUGCAUGGAGGUGGCUAGCCAGAGCAUGUGCCUCAUCGUCUUCCUGAUGGUCAUGGUCAUCGGGAACCUGGUGGUCCUAAAUCUGUUCCUGGCUUUGCUGCUGAGCUCGUUCAGUGCUGAUAACCUGGCGGCCACGGAUGAUGACAGCGAGAUGAACAAUCUGACUGUGGCCAUAGGCCGCAUCCACCAGGGCAUCGCCUUCGUCAAGGCCUUGGUGCGCCGCUUCUUCCACAGCAUCUGUCUGAGGAAGAAGAAGGGGAGCCUGAACGAGGACAAGACCCUGGUUGACCUCCACAAAAGCAUGGGGACCAACUGGAACUCCAACCACACCACCGUGGAGAUCAUGAAAGACCCUGAAUACAUAAAAGAUGGCAAUGGCGCCACCAGUGGUGUGGGAGUGGGGGUGGGCAGCAACGCAGCAGCGAAGUACAUAAUCAAUGACAACACUGACUAUAUGCCUUUCAUCCACAACGCCAGCCUGACCAUCACGGUGCCCAUCGCUGUGGGAGAGUCGGACUUUGAGAACCUCAACACUGAGGACUUCAGCAGCGAUUCCUCGGACGUAGAGGAAAGCAAAGAGCAGCUAUCAGAAGACCGUCCGCUGAGCUCCUCAGAGGGCAGUACAGUGGACAUUAGGCCCCCAGGAGAGGGAGAGGGCUCGGUGGACUUGGAGCCUGAGGAGUCCAUGGAACCUGAAGGCUGCUUCACUGAUGGAUGUGUCCGCAGAUUCCAAUGCUGCCAAGUGAAUGUCGAUGAGGGCAAGUGGAAGAUGUGGUGGACAUUAAGGAAAACCUGCUUUAAGAUAGUGGAGCACAACUGGUUCGAGAGCUUUAUCAUCUUCAUGAUCCUGCUCAGCAGUGGAGCGCUGGCAUUUGAGGACAUCUACAUCGAGCAGAGGAAGACCAUUAAGACAGUGUUGGAGUUUGCGGACAAAGUCUUCACUUACAUCUUCAUCCUGGAGAUGUUGCUGAAGUGGGUGGCCUAUGGAUUCGCCAAAUACUUCACCAACGCUUGGUGCUGGCUGGACUUCCUCAUUGUUGACGUGUCUCUUGUCAGCCUUGUGGCCAACGCCCUGGGCUACGCUGAGCUGAGUGCCAUCAAGUCCCUGAGGACUCUACGAGCGCUGAGGCCCCUGAGAGCGCUGUCCCGCUUCGAGGGCAUGAGGGUGGUCGUCAAUGCUCUGCUCGGAGCCAUCCCCUCCAUCUUCAAUGUGCUCUUGGUGUGCCUCAUCUUCUGGCUCAUCUUCAGCAUCAUGGGCGUCAACCUGUUUGCAGGGAAAUACUACCAUUGUGUCAACAUGACCACAGGGGAGCGCUUCAAAGUCAGAGAUGUGGCUAACAAGACAGAAUGUUUGGCUUUGGAAGGUGCCUACUGGAAGAAUGUCAAGAUCAACUUUGAUAACGUGGGAGCAGGCUAUCUGGCACUGUUACAAGUGGCUACAUUCAAAGGCUGGAUGGACAUCAUGUAUGCAGCUGUGGACUCUCGCAGUUUGGAGGAUCAACCCGACUAUGAAGUUAAUCUGUACAUGUAUAUGUACUUUGUGGUAUUCAUCAUAUUUGGAUCCUUCUUCACACUCAACCUCUUCAUUGGUGUCAUUAUAGACAACUUCAACCAGCAAAAGAAAAAGUUUGGAGGUCAAGACAUCUUCAUGACAGAGGAACAGAAGAAAUACUACAAUGCUAUGAAGAAGCUUGGCUCAAAGAAACCCCAAAAGCCUAUCCCUAGGCCAGCGAACAAGUUUCAAGGAUAUGUCUUUGAUUUCAUUACAAAGCAAGCCUUCGACAUUGUCAUCAUGAUUCUUAUAUGCCUUAAUAUGGUCACCAUGAUGGUGGAGACGGACGACCAGACGGACGACAUGGAUAGAAUUCUCUACAAGAUCAACCUGGUGUUUAUUGUCAUGUUUACUGGAGAGUGUAUUCUGAAGAUGAUCUCACUCCGCCAAUACUACUUCACCAUUGGGUGGAAUGUAUUUGACUUUAUUGUUGUUAUCCUGUCGAUAAUUGGUAUGUUUCUCUCUGAACUGAUAGAGAAGUACUUUGUUUCACCAACCUUAUUCCGAGUCAUUCGACUGGCCCGAAUUGGUCGCAUCCUUCGCCUCAUCAAGGGUGCCAAGGGAAUCCGUACACUCUUGUUUGCUUUGAUGAUGUCACUUCCUGCCUUGUUCAACAUUGGUCUUCUGCUCUUCUUAGUGAUGUUUAUCUAUGCCAUCUUUGGCAUGUCGAACUUUGCAUACGUCAGGAAGGAGUCUGGGAUUGACGACAUGUUCAACUUUGAGACAUUUGGCAACAGCAUGAUUUGCCUGUUCCAGAUCACCACGUCAGCUGGCUGGGAUGGCCUGCUGGCGCCCAUCCUCAACAAGAAAGAGCCAGACUGCGAAAGCCAUAAAGAGCACCCAGGCAGCAAGUACAAGGGGGGAGACUGUGGGAACCCCCCUGUGGCCAUUAUCUUCUUUGUGAGCUACAUCAUCAUCUGUUUCCUCAUUGUGGUCAACAUGUACAUUGCUGUCAUCCUGGAGAACUUCAGUGUGGCCACUGAGGAGAGCGCUGAGCCCCUGAGCGAGGAUGACUUUGAAAUGUUCUACGAGGUCUGGGAGAAGUUUGAUGCGCGGGCCACCCAGUUCAUGGAGUAUGAGAAGCUGUCUGACUUCGCUGAUGCCCUGGACCCCCCGCUACGCAUUUCUAAGCCCAACAAGAUCCAGUUGAUCUCCAUGGAUUUGCCCAUGGUGAGUGGGGAGCGCAUCCACUGCCUGGACAUCCUGUUUGCCUUCACCAAGCGCGUCCUGGGUGAGGGCGAAGGCUUGGACAUCCUCCGGGGUCAAAUGGAGGAGCGCUUUAUGGCCUCCAACCCCUCCAAGGUGUCCUACGAACCCAUCACCACCACGCUGCGCCGCAAACAAGAGGACAUGUCUGCCCUGGUCAUUCAGAGAGCUUUCAGACGGUAUCUGCUCAGGCGUAUUGUUAAACGGGCCUCUGCCACGUACAAGAAGAAGAUUCUCCUUGAUAAAGAGGUUCUCGUUAUAGACAAAUUUAACGAGAUCUCUACUUCAGACAGAACUGAGAUGACCCCCUCCACAGCCUCUCCCCCAUCAUAUGACAGCGUCACAAAACCAGAGAAAAACAAAUAUGAAAAAGACAAGAGAGAGAAGGAGGUGAAGAAGAAAAAUAAGUAAACGGAUGUUGGGAAGAUGCAACGUAGACCUUUCAUUUCCUGACAAAUUGUUUACAGCCUUUGAAGGUGACCAAUGUGUCAAGUGGACCCUCUUCUUUGGUGUGGAUAUCUAUGCCAAACUGACAAUGCUUACUUGAGUCUAAAUGUAAGUUGGUGUCUAAAAUGAGGUAGUGACUCACAUUCUUAGGCUGUAGGGUGACCAAUUGUUCAGAUAAAAAUGUCUGUAGGGACAAAAACAAAUGGUUGCCCGCCCACAGGUAAAAGAACCAUUUAGUUAUGUUGUGCCCUGUAACUUCUCUUGCAGCUAGUACUACCAGGCUGCAUACAGUGUCUUGCAUUAUAACUGCCAUAUGAUUUACUAACUUAUUUUUCUUACAGAAUCUUGUUUUUAAUCAUAGGUUGAUUGUGUGACUAUUUUUGUAAACAGAGGGGUUUCAUGUAUUGCUUUAAAGGUAUUCUUGUUCACUUUAAAUGUUCAUACGACUUGACUACUCAUGAUGACCAUUAUUGCUGCAGUGCAGUUAGGGGGAUUGCUGCAGUUCAAUCUAAAUGUAGACCUGCAUGAAUGCUUCCCCAUGAUUAUGCAUGUCGCAUCACACACCAUCACCAAAAUUAGAUAGAUUUCUCCUUCUCCUUGAUGUCUGAGUUUUUCAUACUCUGAUGAAUCGGUAACAUUAUUAAAUGUUUACUCACACUAUUACAAAUCAACAAGAACAUUUCUCUAGAGCAUACAGUCCAAAUACCAUUACCAACAAUUAUUGUCUACCAUCAGUUUCAGAACAAUAACAUGGGCUACAAUGCCUAACGCUAUCUAGUAACACAUACUUAGUUUUCCUGCUUUCAUUAAUCAGAAACUACAGUACAAUACAGAAUACAUUCAUCUUUACAGCUGGUUCACAGAGUUGAUACCCAUAGUAUUCAUAAUUCAGCUCUUCUGUCCAGCUUGUUCUCUUCACAGUGGUGAAUGCUAAAACGAGCCAAUGUCCUCUGCACAGUAUAGUUGUGUCAGUCAGGUGUAAGUCACCUCAUGUAGUCUCCAAGCCUCUGACAGAUGAAACACUGUAUUCUGUAUCAUAUGUGCUCAUCAUAUGAAAAAACUUAAGAGGCAUUCUAGCAUCAUGACUCUGCGUUUUUGGUACUGCAACAUCAUUGGUCAGUGCUAGAAAACGUCCUUGUCAUUUACCAAAUCCAAAUUGCUUUGUGUGCACCUUUCCUUCCUCACUUCCCAAAUAGGUUUCCAUUGUUAUUGAUGUAUCUGUAUGUACAUAUUCUAUAAUAUAUGAAAUAUACAAAUAUAUUUGAUAUAUUAGGUGAUAGUUUUCAUGUAUAAUGGAAUAUAUGAAGUUGUUAGUGUUAUUUAGUACAUAUAAAUGUGUAUAUUAUAUUCUGCAUUCUCUGUUCUAUAUGGCAGAUAGACCAGAGUAUGUCUAUAUAAAUACUGUCAUAUAAUCAUUUUUCUUUGUACUAUACAACCCUUUUGUAAAUAAUUUGCUAUACAAUAUAGCCGCACUGUCUGUACCAUAGCCACUUUAGUUAUUUAAGCCUCACUUCACUUUUUCAUUCUGAAACUCCCCAUGUGAUCUAGUGAAGGGGAAGUGGACUUCUCAUUUUGAUUCUUGCAUAUUUUAUUUUGUGUCAUUUGUAAACUGUGGUCACAUUUACGUCAUUUAGCAGACGCUCUUAUCCAGAGCGACUUACAGUUAGUGAGUGCAUACAUUAUUAUUUUAUU
Coregonus clupeaformis (lake whitefish) is the source of this 8010-nucleotide messenger RNA. RefSeq names its product sodium channel protein type 2 subunit alpha. The transcript has 27 exons. Gene Ontology annotation, biological process: sodium ion transmembrane transport; neuronal action potential; membrane depolarization during action potential. The coding region runs from base 298 to 6282 and encodes 1994 amino acids. Gene Ontology annotation, cellular component: plasma membrane; axon; voltage-gated sodium channel complex. NCBI's taxonomy places the organism in Eukaryota, Metazoa, Chordata, Actinopteri, Salmoniformes, Salmonidae. Gene Ontology annotation, molecular function: voltage-gated sodium channel activity; protein binding. The record is from RefSeq and is a predicted model, not a curated record.